Messenger RNA from Gavia stellata (red-throated loon), 2452 nucleotides. It is a transcript of the gene UBE2G1, whose product is annotated as ubiquitin conjugating enzyme E2 G1. Bases 69 to 581 code for a protein of 170 amino acids. Gene Ontology annotation, biological process: proteasome-mediated ubiquitin-dependent protein catabolic process; protein polyubiquitination. The record is from RefSeq and is a predicted model, not a curated record. The transcript is spliced from 6 exons. NCBI's taxonomy places the organism in Eukaryota, Metazoa, Chordata, Aves, Gaviiformes, Gaviidae. Gene Ontology annotation, molecular function: ubiquitin conjugating enzyme activity.
UCGCAGCACCAGGAGCCGCGCCGUCCCCGCCGCCGCUGGGACUCCCUCCCCGGGCAGAGAGGGGGAGAAUGACGGAGCUCCAGUCCGCCUUGCUACUGCGGAGACAGCUAGCAGAGCUCAACAAAAAUCCAGUGGAAGGCUUUUCAGCGGGCUUAAUAGAUGACAAUGAUCUUUAUCGAUGGGAAGUCCUUAUUAUUGGUCCUCCAGAUACACUAUAUGAAGGUGGUGUUUUCAAGGCUCAUCUUACUUUUCCAAAAGACUAUCCACUGAGGCCGCCAAAAAUGAAAUUCAUCACAGAAAUCUGGCAUCCGAAUGUUGACAAGAAUGGUGAUGUCUGCAUUUCAAUUCUUCAUGAGCCUGGAGAAGACAAAUAUGGCUAUGAAAAACCUGAGGAACGCUGGCUUCCCAUUCACACAGUGGAAACUAUAAUGAUUAGUGUUAUUUCUAUGCUGGCAGAUCCCAAUGGCGAUUCUCCUGCUAAUGUUGAUGCAGCGAAAGAAUGGAGAGAAGACAGAAAUGGAGAAUUUAAAAGAAAAGUUGCCCGCUGUGUAAGAAAAAGCCAAGAAACUGCUUUUGAGUGACACUUAUUCAGCAGCUAGUAGCUUCACUUUUUUCAGGGUCUCCAAUUGAGAAACAUGGCACUGUUUUUUUUCCUGCACUCUACCCACCUAUUGCUGGACUUCUGUUGUUACAAGUUGGCAAACACUGGCUGGAACUGGGCUGCAAUAAAACAUGCCAGUUAUCAAUGCUGACAAGAGCCUAACAAGUGCCAACACAAGAUGAUUACGCAUUUUGAAAUCUAAUGAACUGCUUUAACCUUCAGGAAGAAUUGUAAAGAUGUGUACAUAGCACAACAUGAUCCGGAUAAUAUAUAUACUGUUCAUGUACAUCCACAAAUACACAUUGUACCAAAUAAUGCUGUCUGUAGUUAGGAAUAGAAUCGUGUAAAUUCUAAAGAUUUUAGCAGGUUUCUCUCUCCCUAUUCAUUGUUUCCUAUCAGUUUUUAAAAAAAAAAAAAAAAACAACAACUUGUGAAGCAUGUCAAACUAAAACCAAUUAGGAUAAAGUUGUUUGGUUUUUUCCCAACUUUAAUUUUCCUUUGACCCACUGAGGCUUAAUUAAAAUCUCUUGCUUAUUAAAGCUUAGUAUCUCUCUUUUGGUUUUUGGAAAUGUGCUCCCUUUUAUUUCCCUCAUCAGAACUUAAAAUUUUCCUAAUUAAACCCUGAAAGGAUUUGCUAUCAAUUACUUGUGUCUUCUUUUUGAUGACCUUUGUAGUCUCAAAGGUGCUUUAUUUUUCUUCCCACACCUUUUUUUAACCCAAUUGCACAUACUUCUUGAAUUGGGUAUAGCAAUAAAACUGGCCAUGGAGCACCCUUGAGCAGCCUGCUGGAUUUUUAACUUCCAAGGGACUUGAGUGCUUUCAUUUGGAAGUUCAGUUGACUAAGUUAGUCCAAGAUAGGAAUGAGCUGCUUCUUAGGGGUGAUUUUUUUUUUUUUGCCUUUUUCAUUGCCUGUUUGUGGGGUGGGGUGUGUGUGGGGAGGCUGGUUUUUUUCUCAAGGUUGAAUUCAAGCAUGCACAGCUGUAGGCUUUCAAAUGACUAACUUCUGGGUUUGGUAUCAAAAAUAGUUUCCCUCCUUUUCCCUUUUCUCUCUUCUGUGGCCCUUCAUAUUCUUUGCCUUCUACUUCAGAAUUUUCCUCACCUAAUGUACAAAGAAAAUUGCGAUGUAUAUUUUCAUGUAAUUUGAUUUUUGGAAUUCUGUCACCUUCUGUAGUGAGUUCUUCCAAAAUAUAAUUUUUUCCAAUAAUAAUGUGUCAAACUGGCUGUCUUGAGUAUCUAAAUAGGAAGGGUAACUACAGUUGGAGCACAACUUACCUGAACAUCUUCAACAACAUAACAUCAGCAAACACUUGUUGAAUUGGAUAUACUGUAUUUAAUCUUGAAAUAAUUAAAAAGCAACGGAAACACACACCUUUCUUCCUAUUGGAACCAUCUUUGGUCCUCCAGUGAGCAAAUACUAAUCUCAGAGUAUCUGGUAACAAGAGUUUUCCAAGCCUACCUGAAAUACCUUUACUGAAGAAACUUUAUACAGGAAUUUGCAACUACUUGGCUGUUCUCUGCUCUGUCACAGGUUUACCACAGCUUUUAACAGCAGAGAGUAAUCCACUAAUAAGCAAGAGUUCCAGUGUUAGAGUCAUCUUAGAAGAAGCCUUCAGUACUAAUUUGCUUUGUUUCAGGUUGCUGUGCCACAUGCAUACACUAAAAGGUGUAUAUUACAGGUUUCUUGAGCGGUGGGCUGGGGUGGAAGGAGAUGACAGUUACUAGUGGCAAUACAGCCGUAUGGGAUGAAAAAGCCAUUUAGUAAGUGUAAGAUGACUUACAAGUAAAGGUAUUGCUUCCUCCUACAGGUGUUAUAGAUAACAUAAAUGUGUUUAAUGUCCACACUUACAUAUU